Molecule: messenger RNA, 171 nt
Organism: Aspergillus ruber CBS 135680
Lineage: Eukaryota; Fungi; Ascomycota; Eurotiomycetes; Eurotiales; Aspergillaceae
Exons: 1
Source: RefSeq, a predicted model, not a curated record
AUCUCCUCCGUAUCCUCCGAAAUCUUCCACAGCGUCGUCAAGCGCGGCAAUUGGGCUAGCAGAAACCCCGGUCCCAUCCUUGUCUUCUGCAUCGUCUUCGUCGUCGGCAUGGGUAUCGCGCUUCUCGUUGUCUAUCGAUUCAUCAUGUCUAAGAAGGCGGCCAGGCAGGCG